GAUAUAAAAUGAAGUUCAUCGACUGUAAUGAACAGUUGCCCCACCUGAUUUAGGCAACUGCCAUUUGGGUUCUCUAUGUUGAAAGUACAUAUUAGCCGUAUUGCUUUUUCUGCUCAGAAUGCAAUCUGUUCGGAAAGUUUUCUUUUCCACUUUCAUAAGCAUCAGAUGACUGAUUUGUUGUUUUGCUGCAUAGCACCACUUUCUGUUGUUGGUCUUAGUGAAGAAUGAGCAAUAGAGCAGGCAAAUGGUGAUAUUCUGGUUUUCACAUCAUCCUUCAAUCCAAGGAAGAAUACAAUUUAUUCUAGUUGGGUUAAUUCCUCUUGCCGGUGGCUAGGGUUUCUCCUACUUGAUGGAGGGUUGGCAAUGCCCUUUUUCUUUCUUCUAUUUGGUUUUUGUAGGAUGGGAUCCAGCUGGUGGUCAGGCUAGGAGUGACUGGUUCACGCUAGAUUCAAUCGGGCUGUGCCUGGAGGAUCAUAGGUGGCUUCUGGUGCAGAGGGACAAGUGUACAUGCUGCACAAUUGGGGUUUGUUGCCAUCAGAGGGGCAGUGGAUUUGUUUUGGGGUUACUGGUCUAGAACAGCCCUUGACAAGGCAAAACAGUGCUGGUUUGAGUUGUUGGUUUAUUGGUUGGUGAAUACCAUCUGGCUGGGGGGUUGGGUAUCAGGCAUGUGGUGGAUCUUGGCUAUGGAUGAAAGGUGGGAGGUCUUGUGCCUAAUGGAAUAUUGUGGUGGCAAUUUACCAGAAGAGCCAAAUAUGGUUGCUAUAAAUGGCUAUCAAUGGCAGCCACAUAGAGGAAGGAAGGGAUUUUGUUGGUGAAACUGGCUGUAUGCUGCAAGGGAAGGAUGGUAUUCAAGCCAGCAAAGGGGCUCUAGUGGAGUUUGGCAACAAAGGCUUAAAGGAGACUGGAAGAGAUGGGAACAAGGUUGAGAGCAUAUGGAGAUGAAUGGAACGUGGUACUGAGGCCUUAUUGAGCAAGAUAGAGAAUACCCAUGGUCAAAGGAAGAUUAGUUCUGAUCCUACUGAGAAUGAAAGAACACAAAUACUUAUUGAUACUGUAGGGGUGCCUUGCACUUGCAUGGAGGAGGACUGUGCCCUUCCUGUUGGUUGAUCUUUAAGAAUAGACAGGGUGGCAAUUGCAGGUUGGGGACUGUUGUUGCCGGACUCCCUUGCUCUCCCCAUGAAGCUGGCUAAAUAGGUGAGAAUGUUAAGAAGCUUAGAAUGCUUAUAGUGACUUUAUUUUCUACAAUUUUGUAGCUCUGCAUAUGCCUACACAACUAUUGCAAAUGCAAUCUCUAGUUGCAGAUGCUCUUCUUUACUUAAUUGUUUGUAUUCAGCAUGAGUAUAGCUUAAAUCUACUACUAGUACUGUAGGUAUGCUUGUGUCUUCUGUCUUUAGGGUUUAGGCUUUAAUGCCAUCACAUAGGGAUAUAAUGUAAUCUCUCUAUUUUUUAUUAUGUUCUCUUCUUUUAUCAAACAAAAAAUAUAUAUAUUCUUAUGGUCUGUUGCAACCUGUAUCUCUGUGCUUGUCUUUUCAACAAUCUUCCCCAGGUUGGAAUUCAUCCUUCAGCAGCAGGAGUUUGUGGCCAUGCGAUCAGUUACAAGGCGUGUUUCAAAACCAACGACGAAUCUGUAAGAUAUGAAUUCAUGAAUUGUGGAAGAAAAAAUAUAGGUAAAAAAUUGGUGGAUGGCUAUUUUCGGUCGGUAUUCUCAUUAUAAAUAGUUGUUCAAUUACUGACUAUUUCUCUAGAAUUAUUUUAGAUGUAACAAGAAAUUGUUUUAGUUGUU
Molecule: messenger RNA, 1783 nt
Organism: Rubroshorea leprosula
Lineage: Eukaryota; Viridiplantae; Streptophyta; Magnoliopsida; Malvales; Dipterocarpaceae
Source: the annotation of a GenBank genome assembly